Messenger RNA from Brassica rapa (field mustard), 7456 nucleotides. Its product is annotated as truncated transcription factor CAULIFLOWER A. Gene Ontology annotation, biological process: positive regulation of transcription by RNA polymerase II. Gene Ontology annotation, molecular function: DNA-binding transcription factor activity; RNA polymerase II transcription regulatory region sequence-specific DNA binding; protein dimerization activity. Lineage: Eukaryota; Viridiplantae; Streptophyta; Magnoliopsida; Brassicales; Brassicaceae. The record is from RefSeq and is a predicted model, not a curated record. Gene Ontology annotation, cellular component: nucleus.
GCCAGAUCAUGUGUAUUUUAGUUAUGUUUUUUUUUGGUAAAAAUGUAAAGAUAUUAUUACCAGUUUUAAAGUUUUUGACAGAAUAACAAAGACGACAAGUAGCAGAUAGCAUAAAAAAAAACUAAACACAGACACGAUCAUGACAGUACAGGGACAGACACACAAACAGGAGCCAUCAGCAGGUGGCCGCAAUUUAUCCGCACAUCCGCUUGCCGCAAAAGGAAGAACCGCAGUUAUUUCGAGAGUCAGAACCCGGUAAUUUUGGCCUCCCCGAUGAUCUGCUCUUAAUGAUUGGUUCGACCAAGAACAGCUCGAAGACGACUACCAAAGAAUCCGCCACCACAACCAGACAGCCACAGAAGAGGCCUAGAACGCCGCAACGACAAGACCGAACAUUUAUUAAGCGCAUAAGCCACCAAGUAGCUAAGCGCCAAAGGAGCUAUACAAAACAGGCUGAAGACGGCAACAGCUCCACAACAAGCACUCCGGAUCCUCUGAACAACCAGAAGAACCCAUCCACGUGAAGGCAGAACGCUAAGAAACUGACUCCAAAUGCUGGGAUGAUGGGCUCAAGCCAUGGCAAGAACGAGACUCCACCUACGCCAAAGACAACUCGGAGAGGGAGAGACCCAGCCAUGGACAGACCCUGAGAACCAGGGCACUGACCGGUUUGUAAACGGAACAGAAGCAUCAUAAGGCGAAUAGAGACAGCCGAAGAGGACCCAAGAGACAGUCGAAGGUGAUUUACAAUGUCGCAAACCACCACAGACGCAUAGAGGGAGCGUCGAGGCUAGAAGAGGUCAAGAAGGAGCACCACGAACACGGCAAGAUCAGAAGCCAUAGACGACUCCAAGUCGAGACCCAUGUUGCAGCCACACACGCCAAGGAGAGGCUACCGGAGACGACACACGCCGAACCCAGGAGGCACUCAAACGCGUCAUUGAGGAUGAUCCUCUCCGUACCUUCUGCACAACGGACAUCGAGAACUCCGAUCGUCGAGACGCCUCGCGCGAACGUGAAAUACACGCGCCGCCGUGCCACACCGCCGGGACAACAUAAAGCAUCAAAAGCUGGUAGACGAGCAGAUCCAGGCCGGAAGUACCACCAAACAAAGCCACGCGCCGUCAAUCAAUGGAGAUCGUCCGAGAUCUAAAAAGGUAAAAAACGACUCCGAGCGAAACCCUACCCAAAAAGCCGACUCCAUCCUCCCACCCUCACUGCACCGGCCUCGCAGAAUCACCAGAACAGCAAGACGACCACCGGAAUCGGCCUAGGCUCCUCCGCCGGUGAAAUCUCCAACUCCAGGGAUAACCGCAUAUCGGAGGGCGAGCGAGAGAGGAGAGAUGAAGCAAAAAGAAAACAGAGAGAUAAGGAGGAGAGGCCCUCCGACGGCGAGGAAGAUGAACGGCCGCCGGAGGCAAGAACGGUACACUUUUCCGAGCGAGAGUUUAUAGAGAGAGGGGUUUUUAGAGAGAGAGGGAGUCGAAAUACCAAACUUGUGUCAUGUAGUCUAAUUCAUAAAUAGAGUAGAGAUUUUUAUCAAACUAGUGAGAGUAGAGUAGAGAUUUUUAUCACAUAAUUACUUUUUAGUUAUGUUUCAACAUGGUUUUCUGUUAUUGUGGAUGAAUAGGUAAAAACAUAGCUUUUUAAAUUUAGCUACGAAUUUUUCGUGGAAAUGCCGUAGUUAUUUCAAAGAUUUUUACUGGUGUAAAUGUAAAUCUCCAUGUACUAGGAGACAAUCAGUUUUGUUUAGUAAAUAAAAAUUAAAAGUUAAAAAAACUUAAAUAUGAAUUUAAAAAUUAUAAUUUAUUUUAUCACAUAAUUACUGAACAAACCUUAAAUACAUUUAUUGAUUUCAAUUGAAUAUUACUUUCUAUUUUUUUUUCAAGUUCAGUUUCAUAUUUUCUCAACACUUUUAAUUUGACGAGUUUGAGUUCGUAUUUUCAAUCCUGGUACGUUUCCUAUUUAUUUUCUUACAUACAUGGCUGGGUUCUUAUCCAAAUAUUAUUUCAUAUAAUAAGAUUAAAAAUCAGAUUAAUCUCAAAAUUUUGUUGUUAUCAGUCAACGUUGUGGGACUAUGGUUCAGAUUGCACAAUACAACUCGUUCUUGGAUCUUUAUAGCUAAUUUAAACUCUCAUUUACAAAUAUAUGUAGAUUAGUGAGAGUAGAGUAGAGAUUUAUAUAUUUGUGGUAGGGACGGUUUUGCUUUUCGAAAAUGUUAGGAACUCCAUAACAAAAAUAAAAUUUAGGGCACAUUAACUGAUCUAUUCCAUAUGUGUCGAUUUAUUUUAAGUUGUAGAUUCAUAUAACUUAUCAUAAAAAGAACUUAUAUGUAAAACCUAAAGAACAUUGGGAAUAAAAAAAAGCUAUGUCCCUAAAUCUCAUCAAAGGGUCAAUUGCAAUAUACAAACUACUUGUCUUCGAAAUCGCAACAUCGUGUAAGAGUUCCCCUUUGGCCUACAUUUGUGGUACCACAUCUACUUGAUUCUUCAAAUAUAUAUGUAUAUUAUAUAUACACUAGUUGUUCCCAAGGAGCAUGUCAUCCAUCAUCCUAGUAACCAUGUCUUAUAAUCCCACUAAUGAAAACACAUCUAUUUCGUAUUUUAUGAUAGAACAUUUUCUACUUUUCUUUGUCUGACAAAAAAUAAGUUAUCUUUAAAAUUGUUUACUACUCGGACCGCGAAAUCGGAUGGUCCCCAACCUUUGAUAGCUCAGCGUGAGAUUUGAAUAUUAGGGUUUAGUACAAUUUGGAAGCCUAAUUCAUGCAUCAUGGUCCCCAUAAUCUUUGAUAUAUAAGUUGGUAAUAGUACACCAUCUUUCGGCAAUUGGUAAUGGUACACAUUUAUAGCUUAAUAUAUGUAUUUUCAAAAGAAAAAAAGUGAGUAAAUAUUAUUAUACUUUAGUGCAAUGGACCACAAUUGAAUGUGACCCAUGAAAGGUCUAUCGCGCUCAAGUUUUUAUUACUAAUCUAGUACUAAAUCGCAUCAACCCAAACUAACAUAUUAUUAAUUUGGAAUGGACCAAACGUUCAGAAUAUAUAUACAUAGACAUAGGCGAUCGCAUUUAUAUAUAUAUUUGCACAACAUAUGUACUCGUAAGGGGUUGUGUACAGGUACAUGUAUAAAUAGUGUGCCAUGCAUUCGUAUACGUACAUCUAUAUAAAAGUACGUGCCUUAAUAUACAUUUGGUAUGUCAAUGACCAUAGUUUGCCUUUAACUGAUAUUAGAAAGAUUAUUAAGCGAGGACACUAUAUUAGAAACUACAAAAAAACAUAUUUUUGACGGGGCAUUUUACAGUUUCUUCACUAAACUAAUUAUAAUUGAUAAAUUAAUAUAAAUUACCAAAGAAAACAUAAAAAUAGUACGGGACACAUGACCCUGUACUGCCGUACAUGUGUCCGCCCCUGAUUAUAACAUAAGCCCAAUUUGGUAUAAUAUAAUCACUAAUAACACAUCAGAUAUACUUCAAAUUUGUAUUAAAUAUGAAAAUAUUUUAUAUUUUGAAAGAUAAUAAAAUUCUAAAACAUUUUAUUAUAUAAUGUAACACACAAAAUAUUUUAAAAUGUAUUUAAUUUAUUAAAUUAGGUUAUAGUUUAAAUUUUUAUUUGUACCCAUUAUUUAAACCAUUCAUAAAGUAAACUUCUACCAAUAACCCAAUAAAUAGUUACAUAGUUGAUAUUUUCUUAGUUUUACCUUCAAAUAUUUACAUAUAUCUACCUAAUUCACUCAGGAUAUUUCCAACACAUAACACUAUUUUAGUGUCAAUAUCACACUAUUUAUUUAUAAAAGAUUAAUCUGCGAGUAUUCAGACCUAUGGAAGGACCCAAAAUCAUACUAUUUUAGUGUAGUUUCAAUGUUGAAAUAUUAUCCUCCAACCGCAACCAAACUUUAUACUAAACACUAUUUUAUACUAUUAUAUUAUUAAAUUACAAUUUUUGUAAUUAUUUAAUGUUAGAAAUAUACAUAACUAUUACUAUAUAAUUAUAUUACAUAAAACACAUUACAAUAUUAACAUUUUAAAAUAUAUUAUUUACUGUUUAAAUAUAUAAUAAUAUAAAAAUAAGUUAUUCCAAUAUAUAUAACAUUUUUAUCUAAAUACUUAAUUUACUAUUUCAUAUGUAUUUAUUUUAUUAUUUUCAUUUAUUUAAUUAUAUAUUUUAUUAAAAUAAGUAAAUAGUGUUUAAUAUUAUGAAUAGUAUAACAAUAAAUUUGGUAUAAUAUUAUAAUGUUCCAUUAAAAUAGUGUGACUUUUAAUGUUGGUUUGGAAAAUUUUUAAUCUGAAAAUUAUAAUAAAAUAGAGUUUAGUGUUGCAUUGGAGAAAACCUGUAUAGGUGAUGAUCUAUUGUAACAUGAACUAGUUAUGCUGAGUUUUUUUUUUUGUUAAUAAUAACAUUUGCUUAAAGUCAAUAAAUAUCUACUAAAUUUAGGGGGAAAAAGAACUAGUCAGGUUAUUAUUUUUCGUUAAUAAUAGUAACUAGAUAGUCUUAGACUUAUUACUUCACAUAAUUCUUCUAGGUUUUACCAUUUUAGGCUUCUACAUGCAUUUUCAGAUCUGUCAACUGUAUACAUGCAACUUUCCUAUAUAUGCUAGCUUAUUUAUUGGUGUGGUUAAGUAUAUUGCAUCGUUAUAGAAAUUUUUUAUCUUUUUUUUUAAAUGACUAGGAAAUUUUUUGAUCCAAAAGUAUGUACUUCUCUAUACGACGACAUCCAAACCAUAUUAAAUUAAUUCUCAUUAGAAGAAUAGACAUGUCCCAAAAGAAUCAAACCUGCGAUUUUCUCUAUUAUAAAUGAUCUACCAAAUUGGUCUUUGAUUUUUAUUUUAGAUUUAAUUUGGAUAUGUUUCUUGCAUUUAAUUCACUACAAAUUGAUGCUAUCCUAUUUUAAAGAGGUGCAGUUGUGCAACUAAAAGACAAUGCUCUUAGAACAUUUCUAAUGUACAUCUUUAUAAAUCCUAAAAUAAAAAAAAUUAUUACAGUAAUUUUUCUCUAAUAUAUGCUUUUAUAAUAGAUUUCCUAUAUUUUUAGGGAAAAAUAUAGAGCAAUGCUACUUUUCCUCUAUAUCUAGGGAUGAUAAUAGAAUUUCUCAAUAUUUUCUCAAAAAAAUCUUUUAUAGAUUUAUAUAUUAGAGAAAAUUCAAUUUAAUAAUUUUUUUUAUUUUUAAAAAGAUAUAAAAAUAAAUAUAGAGGUGGUUGGAGAUUUUCUUAGUCAUUCACAAACUUCUAUAUUCUGUUAUGAAAUAUAAAUGUUUAAAUAUUACGUGAACCCUUUGAUCAAUAUAUAUAACGUAAACCAUUCUGAACAAAAAAAAUUAUAAGGUAUUAGUUGAUCUUCUCAUAUAUGUAUAAAUCUUUUCUUUUUAUUCCAUUUAAGGGAUGUAAAUUUUGUCGUUAAUGCAAAUGAUUUGUUGUCAUGUGGAGGUUAACAUUGUGAUAGGUCAAGUUAUUUAUUAAUAUUUUAAUUUUCAUCUUCUUAUCUAUUCAUAUAUUUUAUACCAUAUGGUCAAAAGAUCCAAUGGAUUGACAGCAUUUGUUGAUAGAACUUUGAUCUUGAUAAUUACAGGUUUUAUAUUGAAUUAGAACUGGCCAAUCUCCGUACAAUUAAAACCAGCAAUGUUAGUUAAGGAAUUACUCCAUUAACUAAUAAUAAUAGUGAAGACUAUUUCGGACACAUAUAGACAAUUUUUGUGCUUCCACUUUCCCUAAUUGUAUCAGUUGAUACUUUCUCUUCUUUUUUUCCUUCAGAUGCCUUUGUGUAUAUAGCAUAUUUAUGCAGAAAAUGGGAAGGGGAAGGGUUCAGUUACGGCGGAUCGAGAACAAGAUAAGGAGACAAGUGACAUUUUCAAAGCGAAGAACGGGUUUGGUGAAGAAAGUUCAGGAGAUCUCAGUGUUAUGUGAUGCUGAUGUUGCUUUGAUUGUCUUCUCUCCAAAAGGCAAGCUGUUUGAGUACUCUGCUGGUUCCAGCAUGGAAAGCAUUCUUGAUCGAUAUGAGAGAUGUUCAUUCGCCGGUCAAAAUAUUCCUACACCAAGUUUGGAUUCACAGGGUGAGUGCUCAACAGAAUGUUCGAAGCUCUUGAGGAUGAUUGAUGCUAUGCAAAGAAGCUUAAGGCACUUGAAAGGAGAAGAGGUUGAUGCUCUAAGUAUCAGAGAGCUCCAGGGUCUGGAAGUGCAACUUGAUACUUCCCUCAAGAGAAUUCGCUCAAGAAAGAACCAGCUCAUGGUAGAGUCCAUAACGCAGCUCCAGAAAAAGGAGAAGGAACUCAAAGAACUGAAGAAACAUCUAACAAAGAAGGUUGAUCAAAGAGAAGACAUUGAGACUCAAAACCUCAGCCAAGGGUUAGCCUCAUUGGAAACGCCACCAUGUGAGCCACCGCACCCGUUGCCCCGACCAAUAUCUCCCAAUCCUCCUUUACCUCUUGGGAACAUCUCGCAUAGGAAUGAAGUUGGAGAAGCAGAUGGUGGAACCCUAAUAAUUCGACCGACGAAUACAACAUUGCCGCACUGGAUGCCCCGGGUCACUGGAGAAUAGAGGUCGACAGGGCAUCUUGGUUUGUUAUUUUCAGUACUUAUUAGUAUCUAGUAAGGAAAUAACUUCUCGGUUUAAUUAGUAGAAUCAAACCGAAUAUCAGGAACUAUUUUCGGUUAUGGCAUUCUAAUAACCAGCAUAAGUAAGUUUCAAACUUCGAAACGAAUUUAUUAAAAUUGUAUCUCGAAUGUGAUUUUGUAUAUUUUAUCAAUGAUUGUAGCUUACAUUUUGUGAAUUUAUUUGUGUGAUUCGCAUGCUAUGUUAAUUUCGAGUUGGGAUUCGUGUAGCGACAAAAUGACGAUACAAAAACCAUUAUUCCUUUGUCCAAAAAAAAAACCAUUAGGAUCAGUGGAUUAGAACACCAUUAUCAGUAAAAACGGUAAGGGGUUCUAAAAGAAAAAAUAUCUUUAUUUUAAUUAUAUGAUUAUAUGUUUAUUUUUUAGAAUAUGUUCAAAAUAAGGAUUAAUUUGCAUACUAGCCAUAUUGAAAGACAAUACUAAAGUAAAUGAUGGAUGUGACAAUUUGACACAAAAAUGGAAAAAAAAUUCUUUCUAUGCGCGUGUGCUUGCAUUUUAUAAAUAUAUAAUUUGCAUACUAUACUGUAUAUAUCACACAAUAGUAUAAUCUAUUAUAUCAAUAAAAUCUAUAUUAUUCAUUUGCUAUGUCCGUUUUAGUAACUGCUAAAGAUAAUAAGAAAGAGAAGGCUAAGAAAAGAAAUAGAACAAGAGAAGGAAGGGGAAAAAAGAAAAGAAAUAGAAUGAGAAUGAAGAGGGGGAAAAGGAGUAUGAUGAUGAAGUGAAGAAAUGAAUAAGGAGAUGGUAAGAAGAAGGGCGAGAAAUAUAAGGAAGAAAAUGAUUAAAAAAAAAGAGAAAAAAAAGAAAUCAAAGGGAAGAAGCAAAAUGUUAUAAUAUACUAUAUUAUUUUUAUAAAAUAAAA